AUGAACGAAAAUAAGAACUCUGAGUCAAUUGUUGCUCAAGGCAGGAAUUAUUCUACCUUACCAAAGCAGUUCUCAUUGCCAAAGUUGCCUGACUUAUCUCCUAUGCCAAUUUUAUACGAGUUAAGCUUGCCAUCAACUUCAAGAAACCAAAAGCCAGCAGUGUUUAUUAAGAGAAAAUCUUCAAUGGUACAUUUGAAAAUGCCCUCCGUAGUGAAUAUUAAAAAAGAUGGUAAUUAAAGUUAAAUACUGUAGACUUCAUUCGAUGACACCAAAGACCACAUCAUCAAAAAGUAGAACAGAUUGACAAUGAACAAGAAGUAUAAUGAAAUUUGCCUUAACAUGUACAAUGUUGAGAACGGAGAUUUAAUUCAAGCCUUUGAUCAAAUCAGAUAGAGGAUAAAAGCUUCAAAUAAAUACUUGUAGAAGAGUGCAAGCCAAUUGCUUUAUUCAAUGUCUGGGAGACAACCUAUUGCCUAAACAAAUACUUCAACUGUCCUCUCAAAUGAAAAAAUGAUUUAGGAUCUUCACACGACUUAGUAUAAAUAAGAUUAAAAAUCUCUAGAUGACUAACUAGAUAAAUUAUUCAUUACUCAAAAUUAGACUCAAGAUCCAAACAUGACUGCUCAGUCUAUUUUCCCAAAUAACAUGACUUAAACCUAGACAACAAUUGAGAAAUGCAGAUAUUGCACUCAUUGUUUAAUUAAGGACGGCUAGAGUGAGAAAUUAACAAGCAUUCUCAAACGGUCACUAUCAAAUGAUACAGACUUUAUGUUUUUAGAGUCUGAAGAUUUAAUCUAAAGGAUUGAAAGCAGCUCAAGGUUGAUGUAGGCUUUCUUCGAGAAGAAGCCUUUGCCUAGAAAGGACUUAAUUUUCUUAGACAAUUUAAUAAUGGGCAUGAUUUCUGAUAAUGUGCAAGCUGAGAAGAUUAUAGAUUAGGAACUUGUCGAUAAGAUCAAAAGCAAUUGGCUUUAUAGAGGACUCUCUUGUACCAAGGAGACCGAGCACACAUUAAAUGAAUUGCAAAAUGAUGAGCUUGGGGCAGAGUGGAUUCAAGGUAAAAUUAUGAAUUGGAUGGAAGAUGACGAGAUAAACAGAAAGAUCAAUGAUUCCUACAAGAAAUACUACUUGAAAUAUCAUGGCCAUAAUCUUAAGAAGAAAUAGACUUAUCAUUACUUCGGGAACAAUAAUCCUGGAAAAUUCGGUACCAAAAGAAGAUCACAAAGUCUGAAUUAAUCUGGAGAUGUUGAGAGAAAAGACGUUAAUUAGUCAGUGUUGGAUGAAUACUUCAAGAAUAAAUUCAAAAGUCUAAAGGAAAAAGUCGAGGAUAAAAAGCAAAAGAAAGGAAUUGUUGAUGAUUUUGAUCGCAGAGCUGCAAUAGCUUUUAUAGGAUUCCUAAUGCUUAAACUCGUCAAACAAUUUUUACUGAUUAAUGAAGAGCAAUGGAUCAAAAGAAUUAAAAAGCUUAAGAAUUAGAUUUAAAGACUUCAUAAUGACAGAGAUUUCCUCUUAGCAAAGGCUACAAAGCCACUUUAGACUCUUGAUCUGAAAAAAGUUGUGACAAAUGACAAAGUAGAUGCAGAAAAUCUAGCUGAACACAAAAGAGUCAUAAAUCAAAUGGUUGGACUACUGCAUAAGGUAGAGGAUGAGAAGUAUUUCUAAGAUUUUAAGCUUAAAUAUGCUGAGCAAGAUAUCAAGGACUGGAUGUAUGAAUGGGAUAAGAUAAAAAUCUACGAAGAUUUGAAAUUGCAAGUACAAAACAUUGAUCCUCUACCCAUUCUACAAAAGCAUCAGAAUAAAAAUGCUAUUGAGCCAAUGUCAAAGCAUGCUAUGCUUUUGUUGGUAAAUGCUGAAAGAUUCAUCUAAGCAAUCGGCUAUAAAACUAGAUGGGAAGUGGAACUUGACAGAAUAUAAGAUCUACUAGUUAAAAUGAAGAAUGAGCAGUUUGUUCUUUAAAAAGAAACUUAAAGCUUUCGAGAUGCUUACAGACAUAUGGAAUUAGUCUCAACUACAAAAGAACAAGAGAUUAUGAACUUGAACUAUAUUAACAUCAAGCUUUAAAGAGAACUAGCUCUCAAGCAAACUGCAAAUAAAGAAGUAAUGACUGAAGUAGAUAUGAAGAAUCUUGACUUCAUUUCUAAAGCAGAAAAUGUCUUUAAGAGUAAGACUGAUGACAUUAAGGACUUCAUUAAAUGCCUCCAAAAAGUUAAGUUCAAUCAAUCUAAAUAAGAGGCUAUGCCCUUAAAAGAAAUAGUUGAUUUGGUUCAGCUGGUGUUUACUAAAAAGUAGCAGCAAAUGGCAGAGAUUAAGUUCGGAGAAGGAAUGGAGGUAUCAUUCGAAGAAUUCCUUCAUUAGGUAAUGGUGUAAAGAUUUGGAUUUAAAAAGAAGAUCAAGCAGAAGACUGAGUAAUUCUUGCUUGGAAUCAACAAAUAUGCUAAGAAUGAUGAGAGAUUCGAUUUGAUUGCUAAGAUUUUAGUUCUAGAUGAUUCAGAGGUUAAGUACCCAAAAGAAAUUCUCAAUACCUUCAUCAAAAUUUUGAAUUCUACUGAUGAAAACUUUAAAAGCCUCCUCUCUGAUGAUGCUGAUUCUAUAAUGAUAGAAACAAAGAAAGCUAUUAAGGCAACUUAGGAUAUUUUCCAAAAUGCAAACUAACUUCUCAAAACAAGUCUGAGAAAAGAAAUACUAUUUGAAUCUGAAAUAAUCAUCGAUGGUUCUACUAAAAUGGAUGCAAAUCUUUAGCAAAAGGUAAAAAAUUCUAUAAAGUUAAAACCUGAUUAGAUUGAAGUGUAUGUGCUGCUUUAAUUCUGGUAAAAGAUAACUCAUCAGUUCGCUGAGUCUUUGAUCUAGGUACUUUAAGAAAAAGCUGAAAGUCUUGAAAAUGGACUGCUUGAUGUUACAGUUCUUAAGGAUUUGUUCUGGAGUAUGACUGAUCCAAAUGAUAGGAACCUGAUGUUUGGAUAUGAAAAUAGAGUACCAUCAUUUGAAGAGGAACUUCAAGAUUUUAGAAAGUAUUUGACCAAAUAUUUCUCCAAAGAACUUCAGAAAGUUUUUGAGAAAGAAUAUCUACCAACUAAAAGACUGAAGCAAUUUCUCAGACACAAAUAUGAGAUUAAGGUGUGUGUGAGAAAUUUCUUGAAAAAAGGCUUAAACUUCUCACUACAAAUGCUUGACUAUUGCAGGUUCUUUUUAAAGAGAAUAUAUCACACAUUUGAUAUCAAUCAAAAUGGAAAUAUGGACUUAGCAAUUACAAAUUCUAUUGAUUAUGAGAGAAAGGAAAUCAACUUUGAGUAAUUUGUCAACUGUGCAAUGAGUCAUCCCUUAAUGAGAGGUAUCUUGGAGGCAACUGAUAUCGAUGCAGAGAUACAGAAAAAGAGACUAGGGCAUCUUAAGAAAUGA
Molecule: messenger RNA, 3393 nt
Organism: Stylonychia lemnae
Lineage: Eukaryota; Ciliophora; Spirotrichea; Sporadotrichida; Oxytrichidae
Source: the annotation of a GenBank genome assembly